Messenger RNA from Acanthamoeba castellanii str. Neff, 330 nucleotides. RefSeq lists its product as uncharacterized. NCBI's taxonomy places the organism in Eukaryota, Discosea, Longamoebia, Acanthamoebidae. Bases 1 to 330 code for a protein of 109 amino acids. The record is from RefSeq and is a predicted model, not a curated record. The transcript is spliced from 2 exons.
AUGGAGGAAGAGCAGAAGAGGCCGCAGGGGAAGGAGGGCGGAAGCGCGACGGUGGCGGAGGAUGCGGUGCGCAAGGUGGUGGUCAAGCGGCAGUGCUCGCAGCUCGAGGUGGAGCUCCUGCAGCUGCAGCAUCAGCGCGAGAAGGAAGACAACGUACUCGCCCUGGCACAGGCCAAGAAGAAGAAGCGUGGCGGCGGGGGCAAGAAGCGGGGCGGCGGAGGCGAUGAGGAAAAGGAGAAGCGGGAGCAGGAGGCCCUGCAGCGAGUCCGCGCCGACCUCGACGCCUUCGUUGCCGACACCACCCGCAUGCAACACAUAAUGCAAACGUGA